AGAAAAAAAAAGUGCAGGGAAAAAAGUGAUAAGCAGCAAGCAGCUUCUGGGUUUUGCUUUCAAGCGCACUCCUGCUGAAUCGCUGUGAGUGAGUGUGUAUAUGUGUGUGUGUGUGUGUGUGUGUGUAUGUGUGGGGCGUUCACUCUUUCUCCUGCCACAGUAGCAACACAUUACGCAGCAGCGUCGGCCCCGAACAAAAGGCUAAACGCAGCAGAGCAACAGGAGGGGAAACUCAGGGAUAGAAGCAGGCAGAGUGGCCCAGCGUGACUGCACUUCUCAGGGAGGAACUCAACCUGCCGUCCCUGGAGUGGAGACAGGACGGUACACUUGACCAGCCCAGGCUGACUGUCUGUCUCUGUGUCAGAGCUGAGGAGCACACCCUCUCACUUGACAGCCUUGUAUUUCACUUUGCCUUUCAUUCACACCCCCCACCUCAGUCUCUGUCAUCCUUUAACUGAGACUCCUGCACCUGCCCUCCUUCACCCCCCCGGGGUCGUCCUCACUUUUUCGUCCACCUGUCCCAUCUGAGAUGUCAGACGAUGACUGCCGCUCGCCUAUUGGCCUGGACUGUUGCAGUUGCUGCCUGGACCUGGCCAACGGCUGUGAAGACUCCAUGUCUGGCAGUCCAGCUCGGGGCCUUGGUACUGCUGGGGGCCUGCCGGGGAGCCCCACCAGCCCCAGCGUCAAUCACUUCCGCCAGCUACGCAACCAGCUGAUGUACCAGAACCUGAACACGGACAAGCUGAACAACAUCAUGAGGCAGGACUCCCUGGAUUCAGUGGUGAGGGACCCCUGCUUCCUUCUCAAUGAGGGGAUCUGCAACAGCAACAUUGACCAGACCAUGCUGUCCAUACUGCUCUUCUUCCACAG
This is a messenger RNA of Lates calcarifer (barramundi perch), 870 nucleotides long. RefSeq lists its product as uncharacterized. NCBI's taxonomy places the organism in Eukaryota, Metazoa, Chordata, Actinopteri, Centropomidae. Gene Ontology annotation, biological process: regulation of transcription by RNA polymerase II. Gene Ontology annotation, molecular function: protein binding. The record is from RefSeq and is a predicted model, not a curated record.